Messenger RNA from Lates calcarifer (barramundi perch), 4381 nucleotides. RefSeq names its product solute carrier family 41 member 2b (gene slc41a2b). The record is from RefSeq and is a predicted model, not a curated record. The transcript is spliced from 12 exons. The coding region runs from base 278 to 1897 and encodes 539 amino acids. Gene Ontology annotation, molecular function: monoatomic cation transmembrane transporter activity. Gene Ontology annotation, cellular component: plasma membrane. NCBI's taxonomy places the organism in Eukaryota, Metazoa, Chordata, Actinopteri, Centropomidae. Gene Ontology annotation, biological process: monoatomic cation transport.
CAAACCGAGUCGUUCAUCAUUAUAACGUAGACGAUCUUUGGUGGCGUUAUUUGCUCUGACGCGGCUCAGCCACUGGCCGUCUGUCAGAGAGCAAGACUCACAACCCUUCACCUGGACCAAAUAUCUCCGUUACAGAAAGGCUGAUGAGUCCCUGAUGCCAUUUUUUAAACAUGGAUGGUGCACUGUGGCCAGUGUGAACUAGUUUCACUGUGUAUUAGUUGACACUGCCCUCAGACUGGAUGUCAGGAGAUGAAACACCACAGCCCAAGGCCACAUCAUGAGUAUCCAGGGUCUGGGAGGAGCUAUAGGGGAAUCCCUGGGCUCUAGCCUCACGACCAUGGUCCCUACUGGUUAUACCAAACUGCAGGAGGAGCGGCUAGCCAUGGUGGACCUUGGAGCUAAACCAGAGGCUGGCCCCCUCCAGAACGGCUACAGACAGGAAACAUCUCAUGUAGAAAGCCGUCGGCAUCUGGACCGAGCCUCUCGGUCCUCUGUGACUUUAUCUGACUGUGGAGAUGGACCCUACUCUGAAACAGAACCCAUGCUGGCUGAGAGGAGGCUCUCUGGGGAGGAGGCAGAUGAGGAAGAAGAUGAGGAGGGAGGGCAAGGAUCUGAUGUGCAGAACAUGCCCAAGGAGUCACCACUGGCUAUGGCGCUGCAGAUUCUAGUGCCUUUUCUUCUAGCUGGAUUUGGAACUGUAUCAGCUGGAAUGGUGCUGGAUAUUGUACAGCACUGGGAGGCGUUCCAGUACAUCACAGAAAUCUUCAUCCUGGUUCCUGCCCUGCUCGGCCUCAAGGGAAACCUGGAGAUGACUCUGGCCUCUAGGCUGUCCACAGCGGUGAAUGUGGGUAAAAUGGAUUCUCCCAUAGAGAAGUGGAAUCUAAUCAUAGGCAACCUGGCACUGAAGCAGGUUCAGGCCACUGUGGUGGGUUUCCUGGCGGCCGUAGCAGCCGUUGUUCUUGGUUGGAUCCCAGAGGGGAAGUUCCAGAUGAGCCACGCUGUGUUGCUCUGCUCCAGCAGUGUGGCCACGGCCUUCAUAGCCUCCCUGCUGCAGGGUAUCAUCAUGGUGGGUGUGAUUGUGGGUUCGAAGAAGACGGGCAUCAACCCAGACAAUGUAGCCACACCCAUUGCCGCCAGUUUUGGUGACCUCAUAACCUUGGCAAUCCUGGCUUGGAUCAGUCAGGGCCUCUACAAGUGCCUGGAUUCCUACCCAUAUGUGUCGUCACUGGUUUGCGCCUUCUUCAUGUGUCUGACUCCUCUGUGGAUCGUCAUCUCCUCCAAGCACCCAGCCAGCCGCACCCUUCUCUACUCCGGAUGGGAGCCAGUCAUCACUGCCAUGGUCAUCAGCAGCAUUGGAGGACUCAUUCUGGACAAAACGGUGUCUGACCCAAAUCUGGCUGGCAUUGUGGUGUACACCCCAGUUAUCAACGGUAUUGGGGGUAACCUGGUAGCUAUUCAGUCCAGCAGGAUCUCCACUCACCUGCAUUUCCACUGUGCCCCUGGGGAGGUUCCUGACGAGGCCAAGGGCUGCUACUACCCCUGCCGCACAUUCUACGGCACAGGAGCCAAUCACAGAUCUGCUCAGGUGCUUCUCCUUUUGGUGAUCCCUGGUCACCUAAUCUUCCUCUACACCAUCCACCUGAUGAAGAGUGGCCACACCACCCUGACACCCAUCUUUAUGUCUGUCUACCUGGCUGCUGCUAUGCUGCAGGUGUUGUUGUUGUUGUGUAUAGCAGACUGGAUGGUGCAUUCCAUGUGGCGGAGCGGCAAAGACCCAGACAGUUUUUCCAUCCCUUACCUGACCGCUCUGGGUGACCUGUUGGGCACUGCCCUGCUGGCCCUCAGCUUCCACUUCCUGUGGCUCAUAGGAGACCAGGACAGCGACGUUGGCGACUGAGGUAAUAGUGACAUGACGGGAACCCUGCUGUCUGCCAGCCGACUUCACACGCCUUUAAGCCUUGUGGGAUUGUGGGUGUUCUCAACCACUGGCCAGCACAUUCCUCUGCUUCACAAACUGGAUGAAACUUCACUUAAACCACAUGAUGGUUUAGGAACUAUUUUCUGCUCCUGGCUCUUUUUUUUCUAUACACGAAAGACAUUAUAUUUCCCACAUAUAGACUGUUCUCAGUAGCAAAUCUAAUCUUUGUCAUUUGCACCAAAGCACUUGCAUAUUAUAUUGCUGAUUUUGUUAAGGGGAGCAGGAAGUCACCAACCACCACCUACAACGCUGAGGAAACCUGGCUGCUGUUGGCAAAGCAGUCUGCUCUGCCAGCUGAGCAUCAGUCGGAGGUCUUCUUCUAAAAAAAAAAAAAAAAAAAAAAAAAAAAAAAAAAAAAAUCUUUGGCUGGAAUAUACUCUGAGGAUUUACCACCCACCAUGUCACAACAUUUGUUUGUGUAUUACUGCUUUGCAUCAACGCGUUCAGCAGAGAGACACAGUUUGGGAGGAAGCCAAGACAAGUGAAGCCUGCUGUUAUUUUUGCUUGAAAUUAACUCUUCAAUACACUUUACUUUGAUGCAUCAUUUUUUUCUCCCCGUUUCAAACCUGCCUCCUGAGUUCUCAACCUUUUUGACCCAGCGAGUAAGUCCAGUCUCGAGGACCAACACUGUAACUGUGUUUAUUUUGAAUUGAGAGAAGUCAGAUGAUUUCAUUCCAAAAAUCAAUCUAAUGAAUGAUGUUUACGUAGGAACAGGCACAAAAUAAUAGAGUUGAAAUAAAAUAAAAUAAAAUGAUAAAAAUAAUUAAGAUAAAUAAUGUGAUAAUGUUGAGGAAAAUUUCACUGAAUUAAAGUUUAAAAGUAUCUUUUAGUCUGACAGCCAACACUGCACGCUCCAGGUCACAGCCAGUUGUUGAGUUUUUGCUAAACCCACUGAGCACUGAACGGUGAUUGUCCAGUCAUAGCUUAGCAUGUCUGUACAGCAAGCUUUGGAUUCAUUCACACGUUGAAGUGGUGCACGUGGAGCUGUGAAAAGAGUCGUACUUGGUAUUUAAAGAGCUCGGAGGGUGGUCUCUCUUUUCUCACCUUUGCAAACCCAAAAACACAAGAGCCAAAGGAACGGAUUUGACAGCAUGUUUACCUGCUCUAAACACAACAUUAGUCUGUGGAGCUGCAGGUGACAUGAACAAAAGCCCUGUUGCACAUCCACUUUGUAAAAUUGUCAGUCUGUGUGCAAGGCAGUUGCAGAAGAUUUCAUUUGAAGACGUUUACAUUCCAGCAACCCCAGCAACUGUCAGAGAUAGUAUCAUAUGUUUGCCAAAUGUAGUCCUCUCAUCCAAAAUAAUGCUUCCUAACAUUAAAAUAAAAACAGUUAUAUAAGCUGAGCAGCCAAACAGGGUUACAUUUUCCCAUAUCAUACAAAUAAAACAACAACUUCACUGUAGAGCAAUGCUGUGUCUACAUGGAUCAUCAUCUGGUGAUGACGUUUUGCCUGGGGCGUGCAGCUUUAGCUUCAGUCUUAUAGCACAAUGUUAUGUAUGUAGCCGUCAAGUGCACCAUCAAGGCCAGGUGUAGCAAUGUCCAUCUUUACAGACCUUCAUCUUCACAGCCUUUGCUUCCUGUUAUAUUCUAUAAAUGUUGACACAUUUCUCUGACACAAGCAAAGCACGAAAUCCUUUGUAUAUUCUAUCAACGUCCUGCAUUUCAUUUCAUUCUUUAAUUCAUCUCCUCUGACCGUGGGUCAAGUCUAUUAUCCUCAGUGGGGGGGGGGUCCAGUUGUGCACACAGAGCACUCCAGCGGGUGUUUGCACGCUAAUCACAUGCUGUUUACACAUAUGCGUAGUGUCUACAUGCAUGCACACAACUAAUUAGCAGUUUUUGUGUCAGCAUAGUCUGAUUUUCUACUCAUAUCAGAUUCAUUUUAUAAUCAGUGUAAACACCAGAUUUCUGACUUUUUUCAGAGUAUGUUUAAAAGACCUGAGAAAAUUGAUCUGGAUGAAGCAGCCUGAUUAUGAAGUCAGUCUGUGUAGUUCCCAGAGGAAUGACAAGGGGGAAAUAAUCUUAAAUCAAACAACCUCCUCAUUCUAAUCAUUCAGCAGCCUAUCAUGUGCAUGUGAACAUGGCCAGUGGCUCUCUUAAACUCCAAUAUGUGCCUCUUGAGAUUCACUGGUUGACAAGGUAUUUCUCUCUGUCAUGCCAUUAAUGCAAUUUUCUUUCUACAACAUUGUAACACAGUGCAAUGACUCUGUGAUCUUUUUGUAGGUACUUAUACUUGUACGACUUGACUAUUUCAUUCCAUUUUUAAUUACUGGCAUGAAAGUGCUUAUGGAUAUCAUUAGAGCUGUCAGAUUCUUGGGGGAAACAUACAUUUGCUUUUCUUUUGGAAUUAAACUCUUUGUUUGCUUUUGUGGCUCAUAUGGGCCAAUAAAGUCAAAAUAAAUGUCA